This is a messenger RNA of Ostrinia nubilalis (European corn borer), 935 nucleotides long. It is a transcript of the gene MsrA, whose product is annotated as peptide methionine sulfoxide reductase. Bases 16 to 849 code for a protein of 277 amino acids. NCBI's taxonomy places the organism in Eukaryota, Metazoa, Arthropoda, Insecta, Lepidoptera, Crambidae. Gene Ontology annotation, molecular function: peptide-methionine (S)-S-oxide reductase activity. The transcript has 5 exons. The record is from RefSeq and is a predicted model, not a curated record.
CGCAGAGCUAAGUCAAUGUCGCCGACAAAUACUGCGGUAGUGCUCGCCGGACCGCCACCACAGCUCGACGUGUCGCGGCCCACUCUACACCUCGCGAGACUAAACACGCGGCCACCAAAACAAACCAUACAACCACCAAGAAAAACCUGCAUGAUAAGAUACGUCAGACAAUUUUUCACCAUGAAACCUCCAGUGAACGCUGCCCUCCUCCACGAUGUGGACAUCCCUACCAAGAAGGCCACCUUCGGCAUGGGCUGCUUCUGGUCCAACGAUUCCCUUUUUGGCGCCACUCCUGGCGUCGUGAGGACACGCGUCGGGUACUCCGGAGGCACCACGAAGAGCCCUCAUUAUAGGAACAUUGGCGACCACACCGAGGUGAUCGAGCUGGACUUCGACCCCAAGACUGUGACGUUCGUGGAGCUCCUGGAGAUGUUCUGGGCCAACCACGAGUACGGACUAACCACCAAGCUCAAGAGACAGUACCAAUCUAUGAUCCUGUACCACGACGAGGAGCAGCGAGCGGCGGCUGAAGCCUCGUACAAGGAGAUGCUGGCUCGCGUGGGACAGUUGCGGACCGAGAUCGCGCCUGCUGGGACCUUCUACCCAGCUGAGGACUACCACCAGAAAUAUCGCCUGCAAGGCCACAAGGACCUCUGCCGCAGCCUCGGCCUGGAUUCCACCAGGCUCCAGACUUCCCACCUGGCGGCCAGGCUCAAUGGCUACCUGGUGGGGAUGGGGGGAAAGGCCCAGUUUGAGGAGGAGGUGAAGAAGCUUGGUUUAGACGAGAAACAAGCUGAUUACGUCAGGAAAGAGCUGGAGAGAAACGAGGGUGGCGGUCUGGCGUGCUAGGUUUAGAUGCUGGAAGUUUGGGCAGUCGUCAUGUUGAUAUUAUUAUAUUAUAGAAGAUGUGUUGGAAGCUGGGUGCAAAGUUUCAU